Molecule: messenger RNA, 1643 nt
Organism: Phragmites australis (common reed)
Lineage: Eukaryota; Viridiplantae; Streptophyta; Magnoliopsida; Poales; Poaceae
Product: probable glycerol-3-phosphate acyltransferase 3
Exons: 2
Coding region: 35-1636 (533 amino acids)
Biological process (GO): cutin biosynthetic process
Cellular component (GO): membrane
Molecular function (GO): glycerol-3-phosphate 2-O-acyltransferase activity; phosphatase activity
Source: RefSeq, a predicted model, not a curated record
ACAGUAGUAGCAGAAGCUAGCUCUUCCUUCCUUCAUGGCCAAGAAGACGAUGGCGGCGGCGGCUCACGAGCUCUUCUCCACACUCUUCCAACCCCGCACCACCGCUCCUCGGCCGCCGCCCCGGCUCUCACCCACCGUACACAGGUGCGCCCCUCCGGCGGCGGGGGUCGCGGGCGCCGGGACAACGCUGGUCGUCGACGUCGACGGCGCCCUGCUCCUGUCGCGCUCCCUCUUCCCCUACUUCAUGCUCGUCGCCCUCGAGGCUGGCGGCUUCCUCCGCGGCCUCGUUCUGCUGCUCCUCUGCCCGGCCAUCUCCAGCCUCGCCGCCCUCGCCGGCCGCGACCUCGCCCUGAGGGCCAUGGCCGCGGUCGCCUUCUGCGGGCUGCGCGCGUCCUGGUUCCGCGCCGGCCGCGCCGUGCUGCCGCGGUGGCUCCUGGAGGACGUGGCGGCCGAGGCGCUCGAGGCGGCGCGGAGGGUGGGAGACCCGGCAAGGGUAGUGUGGGCGAGCGCGAUGCCGAGAGUGAUGGUGGAGCCGUUCUUGAGGGAGUACCUGCAGGUGCCGGCGGCCACCGCCGUCGCGGCGAGGGAGAUGAAGACGGUGUGGGGGUUCUACACCGGCCUCAUGGAGGAAGACGGCGAGACGAUGUCGGAGCUGAGGAAGAAGGCUGUUGAGGGCGACGACGACGUCGUGGGGUUCUCUGGAGGCUCCAUGGAGUUCCUUCGGUCUCCUCUCCCGUCCGUUUGCAAGGAGCUGCAUGUGGUGAGCCAGGAGGAGAAGAGCAAGUGGCGGCGCCUGGCGCGACGCGACUACCCCAAGCCGCUCGUCUUCCACGACGGCCGGCUCGCCUUCCGGCCGACGCCGCUCGCCGCCGUGGCCAUGUACACGUGGCUCCCCCUCGGCGCAGCUCUCGCCGUCGUCCGCCUCGCCGUCGCGCUCGUCCUGCCGUACCGGCACGCCACGGCGAUCCUCGCCGCCACCGGCCAGUCGUGGCGCCUGCGUGGCGCGCUGCCGCCGGACAGUCGUGGCGCUGGCGCCUCCGGCCAGCUCUACGCCUGCAACCACCGCACGCUCAUCGAUCCGGUGUACGUGUCCAUCGCACUGGACCGGCCCGUGCGCGCAGUGUCCUACGGCCUGAGCCGCGUCUCAGACUUCAUCUCCCCGAUCGGCCGCACCGUGCACCUCGCCCGGGACCGCGCCCGCGACGGCGCCGCCAUGGCGCUUCUCCUCAGCGGCGGCGACAGCGUGGUGGUAUGCCCCGAGGGUACCACCUGCCGCGAGCCGUACCUGCUCCGGUUCAGCCCGCUCUUCGCCGAACUCGGUGGCGAUGGCGGCGUCGUGCCCGUGGCGCUCGCCGCCGAGACGAGCAUGUUCUACGGCACGACGGCCGGCGGGUGGAAGGGCGUCGACCCGUUCUACUACCUGUCCAACCCCAGGAUGUGCUACACGGUACAGUUCCUUGACAGGGUGGACACGGCGCCGCUGAGGGAGGGGAAGGCGGCGAGCACCGACGUGGCCAACCGCGCGCAGCGGAUGAUCGCAGAGGCGCUGGGGUACGAGUGCUCCAUGCUCACCAGGAAGGAUAAGUACCUCAUGCUCGCCGGCAACGAUGGCGCCGUGCGCCACGGCGCCAAGUGAGCGCUUG